AUGACGCGACUCGCUUCCGCCGCCCUCUUCUUCACGAGUGCCACAGCUGCCGGUUUGCUGCGAGCGUUUGGCCAGAAUGCACUGGUCCAACUCAACGUCUUUGACUCGUGCGCUGAUGCGCUCUUCGUGGCCAAUUGCGUGGGCAAUCAACUCGUGUACCGCAUCAGCUUUAGCUUGAGCUCCUUCUUCCUGCUCACGGCGCUGCGGAGCUGCACGGGAGUGGCCACUAAAACGUGCGAGAGCGUCUGCUGCCUGCUGUUCUGCCAGCUGCCGUUCUACUCGGGACUGCUCGUGGUGUCGCUCUUGAUGCCCAACGCUUUUUUCAACGCGUACGUGGUCAUUGCGCGCGUGUCGUCGGCACUCUUUAUCAUCCUGCAGCUCGUCAUCAUCGUCGACUCGAGCUAUCGUCUGCGGGACUACCUUCUGGACAAGAUGGACGACGCUGACCGUGACGACGAUGCUCGUAACGCGUUGCUCGGUACUAACAUUGGUCCAGCGCAAGGCUGCAGAAUGACAAAGACGAUGUGGGAAGGAGCGUACGUCGCACUGGUGUUCGUCGGAAUGCUCGUGAUGGUCAUAGGGAUAUCGAUGAUGUACACGCACUAUGGCGCGUGCGGCAUCAACGUUCUUCUCAUCUCAAUGGCACUGCUGUCGGCCAUCGUUCUGAUGGUGUUGAGCGUCGUGACGAGGGCAAACGCGGGGCUCUUGCCAUCCACCACGGUCUCCCUUUGCCUCAUGCUGCUAUGUUAUCAGGCAGUCCAAGCGAACCCGAGAGCGUCAUGUGCACCAGUGCCUUCGUUGACCAAAGAGGAGGCCCAGGCACAAUCGGGUAUGAUAAUGAACUCUUUCAUUGCAGCGUUCACGAUCACCUGGACAAGCUGGCAAACGUCAUCGACCAGCACAAUUUUUCUCAGCUCGUCGUCUGCAAAGACACUUCGUGACGAUAUCGGCGAGAAACAUGACGAAGAGAUAGCAAGUGUUGUUGAUCUGACUCCAGCUCACUUGGCUAACGGCGAUUCUCGCGAAGUGGCUGAGUACCAGUUUCACGUACUGAUGGUGCUGGCGUCGCUUUACAUGGCAAUGGGUCUCACAAACUGGGGAAGCUUUGACGGGUCCUCGUCAAGCGAUGAUGCGGUCUUCAGUAUGUGGGUCAAAGCGAUCUCGCAGUGGGUGGCAUCAGGGCUAUUUGUUUGGACGCUCGUGGCGCCUUCCCUGUUUCCCGAUCGUGAGUUUUCGUAA
Molecule: messenger RNA, 1239 nt
Organism: Hyaloperonospora brassicae
Lineage: Eukaryota; Oomycota; Peronosporomycetes; Peronosporales; Peronosporaceae
Source: the annotation of a GenBank genome assembly